AUGUCUAACAUAGAAGCAUCAGAUGACGCUCAACGAAUCGAAGUCAAUGGACAAGUGAUUGAUCCCAGUGAGCAUUAUGCUCGAGAUGCGCAAAAUACAGACCAUAUUAUUGUGACUGUGAAGGAUGUGCUUGAUGAUGACCAGAAGGCGGCACUGCAAAAAGAAAAGGUUGACCUGUUGGAGGACCUUGGAUACAAUAACAUGCUUUGUCGUUACCGACCUACCAACCUGGAGCCACUCCGAAAUUUGGACUUUGUUAAGCAAGUUGACGUGUAUCGCAACCUUUUUAAGAUUCCAGAUGAGCUGACGGUAUUGAUCGAGGAGUUGCAGGGAAAAGCAGAUUUUGAAAGCGAGGCGUUUCCAAUCGAUGUGAUGGUUCACGAAGACGUUAAAAACCUGGACCCUCUAGCCGACGACAUCUCCAAGAUCUCGGAGGUUGAUCGAAAUCAGAUGGAUGUAAUGCCUGACAGAAUCCGUUUGAGAGUACCACUCAGCAAGCUGAAAGCAAUCGCCGCCGACGAUCGUGUCCGCAUACUCGAGGAGGCAUUGACUCCGGUCUUGUAUGAUGACGAAGCGAAACAUAUCGUAGGUGCGCCCUUGCGAAUUCAAGGAGACACCGAGUUUCGCGGGGCGGGACAGAUCGUUGCGGUGGUCGAUGGUGGAUUCGAUCUUGGUAGCGUUGAAGACUGCCAUCCAGCUCUCACAAAUCGAAUUCGUGGAUUGAUAUCUGUUGGUCGUGCUAAAGACACGGGGACGACAGAGGCACAGAAGGUUGACGACUGGGUAGGUCAUGGAACGCAUGUUUGCGGGACCAUCGUCGGCAAGGAGAUUGAGACCUCUCGGGGAAUGGUCGGAGGUGUGGCUCAAGAUGCAGAUUUAGUGGUCUCAUCAUUGCAAAAUGCUAAAGGGAAAGUGAUUGACGUGAUGCCGAGCAUGCAGGUCCUGUUCGAGGUGCCAUAUAAAUUGCACCACGCUUGCAUACACUCAAACUCAUGGGGCGACAAUCUGAGCGGUGGCAUGAUGCAACGUGCGUAUACCACUGAUGCAAGCACUAUUGACGACUUUGUAAGAACGAACCCCGAUGUCUUAAUCUGCUUUUCUGCAGGGAACUACAAUGAGAAUGUCAAGGACAGGCCUCCUAAGGGUGAGGAAAAGCCUGCAAUCGGGUCCCAGGCUUCGGCGAAGAAUUGUCUGACAGUCGGCGCUUCGGGUUCAACGAGAGCUGUGGUAGAUACAAAGACCAGCCAUGUUGACAAAGUUGACCCAAACUUAAUGUCGCCAAUAAGUAGCAGAGGGCCAGUAAAAGGUUUUAGAGGUGAUCCGCCAACAGUGAAACGUAUGAAGCCUGAUGUGGUUGCGCCAGGCCAUAACGUCGUUUCAGCUCACACAAGACACCCAAAAGCCCCAAUUGAUGGGCUCCCAGAGGCUACUAGCAGCUCAUUUCCUGAUGUCCUAUGGAAAGUCCGGACUGGCACCAGCCAUUCAACACCACUUGUCUCUGGCUGCGCUGCAAUAUUACGUCAAGUUCUGCAAAGUAAGGGAUGCCAAAACCCUCCAGCUGCUCUGCUCAAAGCUAUCAUUAUUAAUGGCGCCGACAAGCUUCCUGACAUUGACGUCGAAGCUCAGGGAUUUGGCCGUGUUAAUCUGCAAUCUUCCGUGAAUAUGUUGCAGACGCCUCCAAUUUUGGCCGAGAACAUUUUGAAAUCCGCAAUAUCUUCGUCAGGAGGUAGUGUGAUCGGGAACUCUCUGCGACAAAAUGAUAGCUUCGCAUUUGAAUUGUCGCCGGUCAAGGCGGCUGACGAGCUGGAGCUGAAGAUCACAAUGGUCUACAACGACAAAGGUGGUGGCCAAAUUCAGAACAACUUGAACCUCGCCGUCGUCGACAAAGUGACCGGUGAGAUCAGACACGGCGGACUUUCCGAGGAUGACAUUGACGUCCAGAACAAUGUGGAGCAAGUCGUCUGCCAGCCAGCCCCAACAACGCCAGUGAUUGUCCGCGUCACAGCUCAGAAGAUAUUCAAAGACUUGGACCAGGAUUUCGUUCUUGCGUGGUCAACCACUGCGCCGUUUCAGAUUGAGGGUCAGGUAAUGAAAGCCAUUCUGUUACACAACAUAUUGAUGAUCAAAGUAAGUCCAAGAGCCAGAAUCCUUUUAGGAAGGCAGGCGACAAGGGAAUACGUGGGACAGAGUACUCUACUGCCCAUUUACAAAAGAUAG
Molecule: messenger RNA, 2217 nt
Organism: Bacidia gigantensis
Lineage: Eukaryota; Fungi; Ascomycota; Lecanoromycetes; Lecanorales; Ramalinaceae
Exons: 2
Coding region: 1-2217 (738 amino acids)
Biological process (GO): proteolysis
Molecular function (GO): serine-type endopeptidase activity
Source: RefSeq, a predicted model, not a curated record